GGCACAUGGAGCCCCCCGACCCCCGCUGAGCCAGCGAUGGACAGCGCCCCGCCCCCCUCCCGCACCCCCGGGCUGCUGCUGGGGCUGGCGCUAGCGCUGAGUGGGGCCCGCUGGGCCGGCGCCGGCGACUGCAAGGGGCAGCGCCAGGUGCUACGGGGCACCGAGGGCUUCGUCAGCGACGGGCCGGGCAACUACUCUGUGAACGGGAACUGCGAGUGGCUGAUCGAAGGUGUGGGGCCUGGGGGGCACCGGCUGCACACGAGCCCCCAGCGGUGCCACAGGGGCUGGCGCCCUCCCGGGCUGCACAAAUGGGGCCUCGAGCAGGACCGGGGGGGACCUCCCUUCUGGGCUCGGGCUGGAGGCCCCACACCCGGAGCUCCGUCCGGCCCGUGCUCCGUCCGGCUGGUGAGACGCUGGGGAGGGGCCGGAGCAGAGCCCCGAGGACCAUUCGAGGGUUCGAAGCCCUGCCCCAGAGCCGCCAGGAGCUCCCGCCGCUCAGCGGGGCCAGGGAGGGUCAGGGGGACGCGCCCCCGGCCCCACUGCCCCCCGAUCUCCCCCGAGCCCCACUGCCCUCCUGAGCUCCACUGCGACGGCUACUGCCUGGGCCACGGGGCCUGUGACCAUGAGUCUGACCGGUGCCGGUGCCAGCCAGGCUUUGUGGGCGAGGCCUGUGACCUGGCGCUGGGCGAGAACCAGGGUGCCGGGCGCUGGUACAACGUGAGCUCCGGGGAUCCCCACUUCCGGCCCCGCACGGCUGCUGCUGGCGCCGUCCUGCCCCCUACCGGGGCGUUCUACAUCUUCGGGGGGCUGGAUCUGAACACGGCGCUGGGCGACCUCGUCAUCUACAACUUCACCUCCAACCUGUGGCAGCACCGGGUGCUGAGCCCCUCCCCGGCGGCCCGUCACUCCCACGUGGCCGUGGCCUGGCAGGGCUGCCUGGUGCUGUGCGGCGGGGAGCUGGCCGACGGCUUCCUGGCCAGCGAUGUCUGGAUGUACCAACCCCACGAUGGGUACUGGCUGGAGUUGGCCCCCCCCAAUGCCACGGGUUCUCUGCCCCCCGGCCUGGCCAGCCACGCCGCAGCUGUGGUCGACACGUGGCUGUACGUCUUUGGAGGCCGCACAGCCGUGGACGUCUUCUCCUCGCAGAUGUUCCGCUUCCAUCUGGAGAGGUGGCAGUGGGAGCGCGUGGUGCCCGCCGGGGGGAAGGCGCCUGCUGCUGCCGGGCACUCCAUGGUCUUCCACCCGCCUUCCCGCGCCCUGCUGGUGUACGGGGGCCACCGGCCCUCCACAGCCCGGUUCAGCAUGCGGGUGAACAGUACGGACCUGUUCCAUGUGGACCUGCGCCAUUGGAGCCCCUUGCGCGGGCGCGACCCCCAGCACGGCCCCCGGGAGCGCGCCUUCCACAGCGCCAGUCUGCUGGGCAACUACAUGGUGGUGUAUGGGGGUAACGUGCACAUUCACUACCAUGAGGAGAAGUGCUACGAGGACGAACUUUUCUUCUACCACCUUGGCUGCCACCAGUGGGUGCCCGGCCAGGCGCUGGCACGAAGCCUGCCCCAUGAGCGGGCCGGGCGGGCGGCCGGGGGGCGCUAUUCCCAUGUGGCGGCCGUGCUGCAGGACAACGUGCUGCUGGUGGCCGGGGGGUUCAGCGGGGCCCCCCGCGGGGACCUCGUGGCCUACAAGGUGCCCACCUUCGUCUUCCAGGUGCCCGCCCAGAACUAUCACCUGGAUUACUGCUCCAUGUACUCAGAGAGCAGCACCUGUGGGAAGGACCCCGAGUGCUCCUGGUGCCUGGAUGCCUGCCAGAGCCCCGCGCCCCACAGCAACUGUCCCAGCACCGGCUGCCUGGGUCUGGCCCGGCUCCUGGUGGACUGCGAGUCCUGCCUGGCGUUUGGGGGGCCGGGCCCCCCUCCCCGCGCGCCGGGGCCCUUCGGAUGGUGUGUGCAGAACGAGACCUGCAUGCCUGUUGCUGCUCGCAGCACUGGUGGGGGUGGGGGCUGCAGCAGACUGACCCCGGUGCCCCCCCAGGUGUCCAUCGUCCGCAGCACGACCAUUACGCUGAGCCCCAGCUCGGAGAUGGACGUCUCCCUGGUCUACAAGGGCUUCAUCUACCCGCUGCUGGCCGGGCCCCCCCCGCCCCACAUCUCCGUCUGGGCCCGUGUGCAGCGCCUCCACGUGGUCGCCAAGCUGGGCCGUGCCCCCAACGCCCCCGAGCUGGAGGAGGUGGGGCGCUGGGCCGUGCAGCAGGAGAAGGAGACGCGCCCCCUGCAGCGCCCGGGCACCCAGCGGCUCUUCGGCAGCCCCGAGCGCGGCAACAAAUACCUGGUGCAGGUCGAGGGGCAUCUCAACAGCUCGGGCACCGGGCAGAGCAGCGAACUCACCCUGGUGUGGGACCGCACUGGGGUGCCCGGCGGCAGUGAGAUCUCGUACUUCUUUCUGGAGCCGUUCCGCGCGGGGCCCUGCCCCUCCUAUCCCUCCUGCCUGGCCUGCCUGGCCGACCAGGGUUGCGGCUGGUGCCCGCUCAGCGCCAGCUGCCACGCCCCUGGAGGGGCCGGGGGGCGGGGGCCAUGCGGGGGGGGCUCCGUGCGCCUCGUCCUCUCGCCCAGCAACUGCUUCCUGUGCGAGGAGUACCGGGACUGCCACGCCUGCAGCGCGGACCCGUUCUGCGAGUGGCAGGUGAACAGUAGCAAGAAGGGGGAUCUGCUGUGCAGCCGCCGGGGCCGGCAGCCCCACGGCAUCCGCGCCCCCGACGCCUGCCCCGCGCUGUGCCGCCAGCGGAGCACGUGCGCCGAGUGUCUGUCCAACUCCAGCCAGUGCGCCUGGUGCCAGUCCACCCACAGCUGCUUCUUCUUCGCCGCCUACCUGGCCAAGUACCCGUACGGGGACUGCCGGGGCUGGUACGACAGUGUCCAUUCGGUGCCCCAGUGCCUGGACUGCGCCCGGUUCAACACGUGCCGGGACUGUCUGCAGCACUUCGAGUGCGGCUGGUGCGGGAACACGGACAACCCCACGCUGGGCAGUCUCCCCCCCAGGAACAUGGGCACCUGCUACCGGGCGUGCGAGGGGCGCUCGCUGCUGGCCAACCUCUCGGGUUCGGGGUCCCUGGGCUCCCGGCGGGCAGGGGGGGUGCCCGGGGACCUGGCCCACUGCCUGUGGGUGCUGUCGGCCUCGCCCGGCCUGGAGCCCUGCCCCCCUGCCCACCCCUGCCCCGCCAUCAGCCUGACCCUGCAGCCCGACCUCAGCACCCCCUGCAUGCACAGUUAUGCCUACGCCUUCGACGGGCUGCCGGCCUUCCUGGACAGCGGGGAGAUCCAGGCCGACCGGACCCUCAUCGGCGCCUUCUGCGGGCAGGGCCGCGCCCAGCCCCUCACCGUGGAGGCCGCGUCAGGUGGGUACUGCCAGCGAGGGGGCUCGGGCCCCCUGGGGUCCUGGGCAUGGCACAGGGUUGGGGGUGUCCCGGGGUCCCAGGCUGGGGGCUCUGGCACGGCUCCAGGUGAAGCCAGGCAGGGCUCUGGGGCAGCGUCUCCCUGCAGGGCUCCCACCAGGGCCAGGAGCCUCCUGGAUCCGACCUCGGAGCAUUCGGCCCCCUGCUCACCCUGGGCCCCCCCACAGCGAGUCCCCCUGGAUGGGGCCCCUGGGGAGCCUCACGUACCCCCAAAGGGCCCUGCCCCCCCGCAGCGACUCCCAGGCAGUGAGUGACCCCGACGUGGGGACCCAGCGUAGAACAGAGCUUG
This is a messenger RNA of Chrysemys picta bellii (western painted turtle), 3734 nucleotides long. Lineage: Eukaryota; Metazoa; Chordata; Testudines; Emydidae. The record is from RefSeq and is a predicted model, not a curated record.